AUGGUUCCACCCCGAGACAAGCCCCGACGGUUCUUGCCCGAACCCAUCGAGACAUCCUCACGCAGCUCAAAAAAUGCCCCUGCAGGGCGAACGGCUGUCCCGGAGAUCAAACCGUCAACACCCGCGGAGAACUCGUCAUUAGCUGAACGCCGUCAUGAGCGAAGAAGAUUCGUUCCGCAGCUGAUGGAGACGGGAAGGCGCUCCUUUCGCCGGCAGACGCUACCAGAUUCCUCGUCACAGGAAUCAUCACCGAGAAGGUCCGGAUCGAUUUACGAUGAUACAUUUCCCGAUUCCAGUAGUGGUAUGCCUUCUGAGUCUCGCUUCUCAUAUUCCAAUCUUCUGAAGCGUCAGGAGACGAGGAGGCAUUCCUUUCGCGUGCCGGACCUUCCUUCCAUACCUUCCAGCUGCAGUGAGGCUUCUGAUGAGUCAGGCCACUCACCACCGCCAACCAGACCGCGUCGCCCGAGACCUGAACUGGUCACAAGCAGUACUUCAACGGGACCAAGUCGCAGAGAAAGCUGUGACGAACAGUUCGCAGAUUAUUUGCUUUCCCUUGAGGCUGCUCGCGCAGCCGAGAUGCAGCUGCAAGAGCAAGCUCUGGCGGCCUUUCCCAACGAACAAGUUCACCAACCCGUGGACCAUUUUGCUAUCGAUCGAGAGGAGGAGGAAUCCAGCCCUGUAGACCAAAUAAUGCAGGGGACAGAGGACCAGAUCAGGUACCGACGAGCUUCGUCGGCCGACCUGUCAUGGGAAUUAGACUACAUGCGACAACACAAAGAGGAGGCGGAAAUGAGAGAUCGUGCUAUGGCUGGGACCAAAGGCACGCGUUUUUCACACAAUGCUAUGCCCGCCUCUCUGGCACCUGAAACAGGCGGUGGUAGGUAUCUUGGCAACAACCGGCGAUAUCAAGACGCAGCACAAAUGAAGCAUUUGAGGAGUCCCCCGAUGCUUGGAGGCGAUCUCGUCUUCCCCCAAAGCCUAUCCCCUCAGACAUCCAUUUGCGAAUCAAACAAUGAUCAGGAUCAUAACCAUGGGUCUCGCCGUGCCUCUGGGUUGUGGCAUGCAAGCUCCCGGCAUGGUGAUUCUGCGGACGACAACGGCCUCUGGAUGGGUACAUGUAAGGUCAACGGCCAUGGCAGGAACAGUCGAGACUCCGUGUCCGGGCGAUCGCGUCCAUCAUCCUUGCGUUACGCUGAAGAUAUCGACGCACACCGUACUCCCAGGAAUACCGUGCCUUCAAAAUUUGAGCCCCAGCCGGUCCCGGUAUCUAACGCUGCGCAGGACAAGGGGAGCGGUAAAGUUGGGGUGGAUCUAAGCAUGGAGUUUGAUGACGCUUUUGUUACGCAGAUAUAUAACUAUCUGUCGUUGGGCUAUCCCUGCGUUGCGCGUUACUAUGACCAUGAGCUUAGCAAGGUUUCCGGCAUUCCCGUGUCUGAUCUCCGACGGGACGACCUGCAUACUGAUGCGAAAGGGUACGUUGGCGUUACCAAGGGAUCAGCGACCAGUGGAGACAUUGAAGGAAGCGUGUGUAUGCGCUGGAAAGCUUUGCGCAUUUACAUACACCAAUGGGCGAGACAACACCCUACAGUGACCGAGUGUGAUAGCAGCUUUGAGACAUGGGGUGUGCGCGAACGACGCGGCAGUUGGGCAGGAUGA
This is a messenger RNA of Aspergillus terreus NIH2624, 1656 nucleotides long. RefSeq lists its product as uncharacterized. The transcript has a single exon. NCBI's taxonomy places the organism in Eukaryota, Fungi, Ascomycota, Eurotiomycetes, Eurotiales, Aspergillaceae. The coding region runs from base 1 to 1656 and encodes 551 amino acids. The record is from RefSeq and is a predicted model, not a curated record.